This is a messenger RNA of Liolophura sinensis, 2644 nucleotides long. Its product is annotated as patatin-like phospholipase domain-containing protein 4. Gene Ontology annotation, biological process: lipid homeostasis; triglyceride catabolic process. The transcript is spliced from 5 exons. The record is from RefSeq and is a predicted model, not a curated record. NCBI's taxonomy places the organism in Eukaryota, Metazoa, Mollusca, Polyplacophora, Chitonida, Chitonidae. Gene Ontology annotation, molecular function: triacylglycerol lipase activity. Bases 383 to 1333 code for a protein of 316 amino acids. Gene Ontology annotation, cellular component: lipid droplet; cytoplasm; membrane.
AUCUGACAGUGAAAUUCAGCCGAGUAAGUUACAUGAGGAGCGGUAGCAGGUUUUGUGUAGGAAGAAAUGGAUCCUUAUUCUUGUUCACAUCAUAACGGGGAAGGUCAGCAAUUCCGGUGACAAUAGACGGGGCAAGCACAGUUUCUAUAUUGAGACAUUAGUUUGUUUCAGGCUGUAGGGUUGUUAAAGUUGCACAGCAGAAGUCUCGCGCUUGUGUGAGGAGGUACGUUGUCACGCUAAGCGCUACAGUUCCUGGGAAUAGUGUACAACCAACUGUACGUGCGUUAACUGUUUAUUUAUGUGCAAAAAGGCUGUUGGGUUUGUUGGACUCGUCUUAAUCAGACAGUCUGUUGACAUCACUACACGAUAAGGAAGUUCGGCAAUGCCUGAAGAUGCUGUGUCCACCAGUGACCAAUCAGCUUUGAGUAUAGAUAGAGAUCAUCCUAGGAGGUAUUCAUCAGCAUACAGCGACAUGCAGCAGGUGUUCCACCUGUCGAUGUGCGGGUGUGGAUUCCUGGGCAUGUAUCACCUAGGGGCAGCAUCAUGCCUGGUGCGACACGGCCAGGGGUUCCUGAGAGGGGUGGACAAGGUGGUCGGUGCCUCGGCUGGCUCCCUGGUGGCCUCUGCGAUAGUCACAGACCAGGACAAGUUAAAGGAUUGUAUAAAGUUCACAUAUGACCUUGCAGCAGAAUUGCGGUCCAAACCUGUAGGGGCCUUAACUCCGGGCUAUAAUCUGAUGAAGCCGUUAAAAAAGUUCCUGGAGAGAUCUAUGCCUGAGGAUGCCCAUAUACGUGCCUCUGGAAAACUUUACAUCUCACUGACCAAUGUAAAAACAAGAAAAAAUGAAAUCUUUUCAGAAUACAACAACAGAGAAGAGUUAAUAAAGUGUCUUCUGGCCAGUAGCUACAUUCCCCUCUAUGCCGGCGUCAGGCCUCCCAAGAUACGAGGACGGCGUUACAUGGACGGUGGAUUCACAAACAACCUGCCAGUGUUCGAGGAUGGCUUUACGGUGAGGGUGUCCCCCUUCAGUGGAGGGCAGGAGAUAUCGCCUCAGGACAAGCGAGGUAUGGGGCUCUUCUUCAACCUACACAGUCAAGAUUUCCAGCUGAACCGCAGAAACAUCGCCAGAGGCCUGCACGCUUUCUUCCCUCCCUCCAAAGACACUCUGACCAAAUAUUUCAACCGUGGCUAUCACGACGCUGAAACAUUUCUCAAGUCCAGGAACUUUUUCGAGCCAGAACGCAAAAUAACAGUCAUGUCAGACUUGCCAGUGAAACCAUCACCUCAUAAUAGGAAUAGGAGGUUGAUUGUGUGGAGGGAAACAACAGUGUGAUUGUACAGCCGUAUAAUCUGGCUGCAAAAUUCUGCAUAGAAACAGAAAGUGAGAUCUGCGGAUAAAAACGGGUGCAGUGUACAUGUGGCUUCUUCAGGGAUAUGGGAUCAGUGCCUUUGCUUCAGUGUUUCAUCUGUCGUUUUGAUAACAACGUUGUUUCUUUUCAUGUCUAAAUAGGCACUUUUUAGCAGAAAACGGUAAACUGAAUACCCUAUGAUUAAAAUUUGCUCUAGGACAUUUCAGUUCAAAGCUCAACACUUGGUUAUGGUCUGUUUGAAAAACUAUAGAUAUGCUUAAUAAUUACUAGCAUGUAUUGUCUCAUUGACAAGAUAUAGAUCGACCUGUACAUGUACAACCAGAGAUCCCUUGUGUGAGGGUUGUAUGUACAUGUAUAUCUGGAAGACAUGUUUAGUUACCAUUACUGAGGGUAGGGUCAAGCAUUGCCAUUUACACAGCAAAGCUAUCAAAGAAGGACACUGUGCAUUUACUACUUAGUGGUGAACUGAAAGGCCACCACACAGUGCCAGAUAGGUGUAAACGUUUUUGAGUCACACAAUAUAGAAUGGUUCUGUUUGCCCUACCAUGACAACAUAUGUUUGUAGAGAUAUGAAGUGCACUUAGCUAAGGACAACCUUACACUCAGUAUGUUUCAUGAAACCGGCCCCUGCUCAAUGUGUAGAAUCCAUGAAUGUUUGCAGGUAGACUUGUCUGUUCUAUCCACAGCUUUAUGUACAUGUUUAGCAGUAUCACAAGUCAGAUCCACAAGUGACUUUUUGGCUAGACUCCUGAGGGAUGUAGUCAGGGAAACAAUGGAGUGGCAAUUUGAUUGGUCACUUAAUUAACCUUUAAUAUGGUGGCCCCAUAUUUUUAAAAUAUUUUAGUCAUUAACCCGAAAGUUAGUCCAGGUGUCCCUUUAUGUUUUCUGGAAAUUUAUGUACAGUAUCUUUGGUGGACAUCCUUAUAAAUAUAAUACACAACAAUGCAGUAUUUUUUUGCAAAAUAAGGGUAAAGAUGCAACAGAGUAAGGUUGAUUACCAGAUACAAACAUGAUCGUUCCACCCUAGUUACUGCAGUAGCUCUGCUUUCAGAGACCCAUACGUUUGCCCGUGUUUAGGCCUCCAAAAAAGUGCUAAAGAAACAUGAAAACUGUUUCAGAAAUUGAGCUUCAAAAUUUAAAUGUAAAAUUAUUUUUUCUAAAAGAUAAUUUAUGUUUUUUGAAACAUAUGCAUUUGCAUCUGUAUUUUUGGAAUUUCUGGAUAUACCUGUAGGUACAUGUAAAGCAGCCAUACUGAAUUGGAUACAUGUAUAUCA